CAAUCAUGUGCCUACAAAAUUGUAUUACAUUACUGCAUCGUCAUCAAGUCAUUGCCUAAUGCCAAAGAGAAAAGCACCCACAAACGGCCCUGCUAAGGAAGCUGGGGAACAGGUUCCACCUGCACCUGUGACUUCUCUAGUGCAGGAAACUUUCGAUCCUGUCAAGGUCAACAAUGCAAAUGCUGUAGAAUUGAAAAUUGCUUGUGAUGACGCUGUCAAAAGGUUCUUCUCUCGGCCAGACCAGUACAAAGUCCAAUAUACGCAUACAGAUGUUAAGCUGGGGUUAGGGUGGACAUCUGUGCUCAUCGCGGCUGCUACAGGAUUGUAUGGGUGGAAAACGGAGUUCGAGAAGGCCAAGCCUCUCAUAUGGCUCGGCGUCACACUCUACACCAUUUUGACGGCUAUACAAGCUGCAUACACGUACUUUGUUGAAGGGAAAACAAUCUUUGUUGGGAAGAGGAAGACACUUUCCAGCCGUAUCGAAACAGAAAAGAUAACCAUAGAUGCCGAAACAUCACUUGGGAAGACGCUUAUUAGACGCACACAGCUCAACAAACAGGAGCGGCCUUAUACUUCCCUUUUUGACUCGGAGGGAAACUUUGAUCAGUCACGGUUCACUGCAUGGUUGCAUGAGCUCAGCUUGGGGCUGGUGGACGACAAGCCAAGUGACUCGAAGGAGGAGAAGGCAGAUUGCGACUGAGUGCUCUUUAUGCUGCGCGCUAGCGCACUUCAGUUGUACACUAUGAGGCUCCACAACUUCUUUCAAGCCCAGUCACGGCUUUUUGUUGAAUUAGAGAUAUAUAUCUAUAUCUAUAUGUUGCCUUGGAGUCGGACGCAUGGUUAUUCCCAGGUCGCGACAGCUCGGCAAUCGAAACAUGCGCUUGACAUGAUGCUGAACAGUGCUGUGAGGGUUCCCUUCAAACCGGAUGGCAGAGCUUGCAGCCCUCAGCGCAUAGACAGUGAAGUUCCAGACACA
Messenger RNA from Cantharellus anzutake, 976 nucleotides. RefSeq names its product microsomal signal peptidase 25 kDa subunit-domain-containing protein. The record is from RefSeq and is a predicted model, not a curated record. Bases 59 to 700 code for a protein of 213 amino acids. Lineage: Eukaryota; Fungi; Basidiomycota; Agaricomycetes; Cantharellales; Hydnaceae. Gene Ontology annotation, biological process: protein targeting to ER. The transcript has 5 exons. Gene Ontology annotation, cellular component: membrane; signal peptidase complex.